This is a messenger RNA of Botrytis porri, 639 nucleotides long. RefSeq lists its product as uncharacterized. The record is from RefSeq and is a predicted model, not a curated record. Gene Ontology annotation, molecular function: RNA-DNA hybrid ribonuclease activity; nucleic acid binding. Gene Ontology annotation, biological process: DNA replication, removal of RNA primer. Bases 1 to 639 code for a protein of 212 amino acids. Lineage: Eukaryota; Fungi; Ascomycota; Leotiomycetes; Helotiales; Sclerotiniaceae. The transcript has a single exon.
AUGCCUACCAUCACAAAAUUCCGCCCUCCUCUUUCCAGUGAUACUCCGAGCAUGCUUUUCCGUCCAGCUCACCGCUUUAUUCGUCGCACUGAUCCCAAUGAAAUCCUCAUUUACACUGAUGGCUCCUGUCUCUCCAAUGGUCUUGCAAGCCCUCGCGCCGGCUGCGGUUUCGUCAUCUCACCUCACCACAAAAUCAAUUUCAGACUCGAAAAUACUGGCCCAACCGGAGAAAUGCACCGCCAAACGAGUAACUGUGCCGAAUUGCGUGCCGUGCUAGCCGCUCUCGAAUACCGUGCAUGGCAAGGUGAUAACUUUGCAUCUUGGACGCGUAUUGUCAUCGCUACUGACUCUGAGUACGUUUCUCUCGGUGCUACCGAACGAAUCAACGGUUGGGCUCAGCGGGGCUGGCGGACUAGUGCUGGAACGGAAGUCAAGAAUCUGGAUUUGUGGAAGAGACUAGUCUACCGUAUUAAAGAAUUGAGUAGGCCGAUAAACUAUUCAGAAAAUGGGUGUGGAGCUGCGGUCGCAUUUUGGAGAAUUCCGAGGGAGUGGAAUGGGGAAGCAGACGCCGAGGCAAAGAGAGGGGCUGAUUUGGAGGAGAAGGAGGAAUUUCGGGUGCUGAAAGGGAUGCUGGUCUGA